UGCGAAAGGCGAAGGCGUUGUUCGCCAUCUUGGUUUUAAAGUUUUGGACCGGAAUUGCCUUACACUCCGGUAGAAAGUGAACUUUUUGUUCUUUUGGAAUCUUCUUUUGUCGUAUUAACAGCAGCUAUGUCUGUGAGGAGACAGAUUAAGAAUGUUGUCAAUAAUUAUUCAAAUUCCGAGGUGAAAGUACGCGAGGCAACAUCGAACGAUCCAUGGGGCCCAUCAAGCUCAUUGAUGUCAGAAAUUGCAGAUGCUACUUAUAACGUCGUUGCAUUUUCAGAGAUCAUGGCUAUGAUAUGGAAACGGCUAAACGAUCAUGGAAAAAAUUGGCGGCAUGUUUACAAAGCACUUGUUUUACUUGAUUAUAUUAUCAAGACUGGCUCGGAAAGAGUUGCUCAACAGUGCCGGGAAAACAUUUUUGUGAUUCAGACGCUGAAAGAUUUUCAGUUCAUUGAUAAAGAUGGCAAAGACCAGGGAAUGAAUGUACGGGAAAAAGCAAAGCAGUUAGUUGCCUUGCUUAAAGAUGAAGAGCGAUUGAAAAACGAGCGACAACGUGCUUUGAAAGCCAAAGAGAGAUUUGCUCAAGCUAGCGGCGGCAUUGGUAGUGAUUCAGUAAGAGGUGGAAGGUUGAAGAACGAGUCGGGAGGAAGUUUAAGCGACAUUCGCCAGACUGCUUUACCCGAUUCUUCGCUUCCUACAAGUCGUUCAUGGGAACCAGAGAGAAAAAACACGACAAGUGACCUUGAAAAUUGCAGACCUGCAAAUGCCAACGAAGAGGAAUUACAGUUACAGCUCGCUUUGGCGUUAAGUAAACAAGAAGCUGAUGAACAUAAGCAUUUGGAUGAAAGCGAUAAUGAGAGACUUAAAAUGGCCAUUUCACAAAGUAAAUCAGACACAAGUACAUCGUUGUUCGAUAGCAGUCCUGCAAUGGUUGCUGCUGGAGGUCCAACUGCAGAUCCCUGGGGAACACCACAGCCUAUGCAAGUAAGUGAUCCGUGGGGAUCCAGUAGUGCACCAGUAUCACAACAAUCUUCUAACCUAUGGGAAACCCCACCAGUGCCAUCUGCUGAUCCUUGGGGUGGCUCUAGUACUACAACCCAAGUAUCUUCAGCUGCAUUUGUAUCAUCUGCCCCUUCUGAUCCGUGGGGUGCACCAUCGCAACCACCUCCUCCAGCAGACCCAUGGGGUGCMCCMACCCAACCGCARCCUCAACCUCAGGCACAAAACCCAUGGUCAUCCACUAAUGGUCAGUCUGUAAGCGCUGGAUUCGAUCCUUUUAGUCARCCGGUACCMAUUGAUGCUCAGAGUAGUAGCUAUAGCACUACUGCCAAUGACCCAUUUAGUAUGACCGGCGUUACAACAAGUCUACCGACAAAUCAAGAAAAGAAACCAGAUGAUUUCUUGGGUGGCGAGUUGCCCAAGAACCUAGUAGACCUGGAUCUACUUGCAUCAAAACCAAAUCCAACUCCCAACCCCUUUGUUGCACAAACUGAACAGAGCAAAACAAAUAACCCAUUUUUGGCAGAUAGACCGCAACAACCAACAUUAAAUCAGCUGCGACAGCAAAAUAUGGCUCCUCCUAUGGCAAGUGGUGGAGGUGGUGCAACAUUCGGAGGCGAUAAUAUAUUAUUACCAGCACCACUGUUACCUAACAGUUCAUCGGGAACACAGGCAAAUAAUACUAAUAACCCAUUUAUGUGAUGACGGGGGAAUAAUCGAUAGCUCUGCUGUUUGACUACAAGUAAAGGAGGAAAGCGAGACAGUUCCCAAACAAGCYCUUAAAAUGYGRRUCUGAGCCUUCUCAAGGACUUCAAAGACACAAGAAUGUUAAGCAGAUAAUUUCCAUACUUUGUAGACAAACUCAUUGAAAACAAACUAACAUAAAAUACAGUAACAACAACAAAGAUUACAAUGUUUAACAAAACAACAACUUCCACUUGGAGGCUAAACUUGUUUUUGACAAUGAUAACCUUGACUGGGCAAGUGAACUGUGUGCAAAAUCAAUCGAAGCUGCUCCUUCAUUACAGGGCAAACAAUCAUGAYGGAUAGGUAGGCGAAGCGGGCUUCAAGUUUGACCAGCCAAAGCCUUGAAUAGACUGACUGCAAAUAUGGCUUUUACAUUAGUGUAUACAAUAAUAACAGUAUUAAAUUCAAUAAGGAGUAUGAGUUUGAGGUCAAAUAGCUAAAUUUGUGAGUAUGAGAAACUCCCUUUUAUAAUCUUAUGAAUAACUUUACAAAUAAUGGAUGUUUGGAGUGAAACUUUCAAAAUGCAUAGCUUUUUGGGGCCCCUUCAGAGCCCAUCAGCAGCCAUAUUGCCAUAGGAUUCAUAGCUUCUCAUAACAAAGGUUGAAGCUAAUUUCCUUCUUAACUGCAAGAAUUAAGAAAGAAAAUUGAACUAUUUGUGGCUUGAGAAGAGGUGAUUUAAAUAAUGUAAAGAUGACUGCAUGAGUGUUUCUGGUAAAACUGGUGGUAAAGUGAUGAAUUAUAUAUUGUA
Exaiptasia diaphana is the source of this 2494-nucleotide messenger RNA. Its product is annotated as epsin-2. The record is from RefSeq and is a predicted model, not a curated record. The transcript is spliced from 2 exons. Gene Ontology annotation, molecular function: phospholipid binding; clathrin binding. Gene Ontology annotation, cellular component: plasma membrane; clathrin vesicle coat; endosome. Bases 127 to 1701 code for a protein of 524 amino acids. NCBI's taxonomy places the organism in Eukaryota, Metazoa, Cnidaria, Anthozoa, Actiniaria, Aiptasiidae. Gene Ontology annotation, biological process: endocytosis.